Haemonchus placei is the source of this 499-nucleotide messenger RNA. The record is from the annotation of a GenBank genome assembly. NCBI's taxonomy places the organism in Eukaryota, Metazoa, Nematoda, Chromadorea, Rhabditida, Trichostrongylidae.
GCAAUUAGAUGUUAUUAGUAUUUUUAAAAAGAAAAUUUUUCAAAAAACUCACCUAAUUCGUCAGCACAGUGUGCGCAGCGGUGCUUUCCGCCGCCACCACUUGCUCAUUGGUGACCGGUUCACGGUGGAUUUCCUCACGGAACGCUGCACUCAUUUCACGUCUACCGUAACCCGAACUUGGGCUCAGUUCGCGUUGUUCUCGUCGUCGAUAAUCCGACGCAAAGCUCGAAUCUGCAGCAGUUGUAGCUGUCCCACGAGCUUCUGCUGUCCCGUAUCUUGAAGAGUCGUAGUGCCGGGUACGGUAAUCCGGUGUGUAGCUCUUCUCGAAACGACCGUAAUCAGCUGAUCUAUCGUAUGCUUCUGUAUGUGAUGAUGCUCCAUGUAUUGGUUCCCUACGGCUGUCAAACGAUCGAUAACCAUAUUCCGUGGUCUGUCGCUCUUUCUCGAGCUUUCGGGUUUCUUCUAGCUUGCGAUUGAUGAUUGCAGGUAGGUUCCCUAG